UGAUAAUGUUGACAUUUCACUGAACUAAUCCAAAGAGAGCAAUUAAGCAAUAACACACCAACAGCAUUAGCAAAAAGUGACACGGAUACAACAGCAAACUGCAAGCACGAAACUAAAGUCAAUUCCUACCGCCAACCAAAUGCUACAGAGUACAAACACAAAGCAAGGCAAUCAGCACGUCACCGAGUCACCAACCAGAUUCAGAUUUGCGAGAAACAGCGAAAGGAAUCGGUGGGAAAUGGCGAAGAAGACCGGAUCAAGAAAUCCCUAGAGCACUCUUCGAGGAGGAAGAGAUCCAGAACCAGAAGUGAGCAAGGAGUCGGACGCAAUCCAGCAGAAGCGACAUGAUGUCGCCGAAGCAGCUGCUGACCACCAUCCUCAUCGUCUUCUCCACGCUCUCCUUCAUCAAGCUCCUCCUCCUCACCCACUCCUCCGCCGCCGCCUCCUCCUCCUCGCCGGCGCGCCCCCUCCGCUCGCCCUGGGACGACGACAGAAGCGGCGGCUCCGGCAACGGCACCGCCAUCCACGGCAGCCUCGCCGCCAAGGAGCUCGCGCUGCUCCGCUCCCUCGUCGCCGCGCGCGCGCCGUGCAGGCUGCUGGUGUUCGGCCUCUCGCCGCAGCUCCUCGCGCUCGCGGCCGCCAACUCCGGGCACGGGGCCGCCACCGCCUUCGUCACCGACAGCGACGAGGACGCGGACGGCGCGCGCCGCGUGCUCGGCGGGGCGCCCGGGGCAGCAGCCAUCCACCGGGCCAGGUACCCCGACGCGGCCGGGGAAGCGUGGGCGCUGCUGCGGCGCGCGCGGGCGAGCCCCGUGUGCCGCCGGCCGACGGGGACGGUGCGCAAGUCCGGGUGCCGGCUGGCGCUGACCUCGCUGCCCCGCGAGGUGCUCGACGCCAGGUGGGACGUGGUGGUCGUCGACGGGCCGAGCGGGGCCGCGGCCCACGAGCCCGGCCGGAUGGGGCCCAUAUACACGGCGGCGGCGCUGGCGCGCGCGGCGGCCGCGGCGGGGGGAGUCGAGGUGGACGUGGCGGUGCACGACGUGGACCGGACCGUGGAGCGGUGGUACGCCAGGGAGUACCUCUGCGAGGACAACCUCGUCGCCGCCAAGGGCCGCCUCUGGCACUUCCGCGUAGCCGCCUCCGGCGGGCCGUCCGACGCGUUCUGCUCCACCGGUCCCGUCCAGAUCUUGUAGGACAACGGGAGGAACCGGACCAAGAUUGACACCAGCAGCUCUUGGAAAAUGCCGGAGCUCCGAGACGGCGGCGCCGGCGCAGUCGGGUGUUCAUAGAUGACAGAUGACCACUGUGAAGAAUUAGAUUGGUUUCUUAAUCCAGCAGUUUUGAGUUGCAGGUUGAAGCUGAAUUCCUCGACGAAAUGGAAGAGUCAAGUCUGUAAACAUUCUUUGUCCUCUAAGGAAUUGGCCUCCAAUGGACACUACACAGUUUUGAUACUUCUAUACACUAUACACCAUCGGCAAGAUCUUAAUUAUCAUUAAUUUCCUGCUUAUUUCUUGAUUUUUGGAAGACUUGUGGCAUAAAAGUCACUUGCCAGGAUCUUUUUUAUUCAGUAGAACACAUAUGUAUCCUUUUGUGCAGAUAGACAAACCAUGUGAAUUUCUCAAUGGUCAGGUGUAUUCAUACUUUCUCA
Brachypodium distachyon (stiff brome) is the source of this 1648-nucleotide messenger RNA. RefSeq names its product probable methyltransferase At1g27930. The transcript has a single exon. The coding region runs from base 345 to 1193 and encodes 282 amino acids. Gene Ontology annotation, biological process: xylan biosynthetic process. Lineage: Eukaryota; Viridiplantae; Streptophyta; Magnoliopsida; Poales; Poaceae. The record is from RefSeq and is a predicted model, not a curated record.